This is a messenger RNA of Aplosporella prunicola CBS 121167, 1501 nucleotides long. RefSeq lists its product as uncharacterized. NCBI's taxonomy places the organism in Eukaryota, Fungi, Ascomycota, Dothideomycetes, Botryosphaeriales, Aplosporellaceae. Bases 77 to 1315 code for a protein of 412 amino acids. Gene Ontology annotation, molecular function: epoxide hydrolase activity. Gene Ontology annotation, biological process: epoxide metabolic process. The record is from RefSeq and is a predicted model, not a curated record. The transcript is spliced from 3 exons.
CCUCCACGAACAACCUACUAACCUUACAUAUCGGCGCAAAUACAUCAGCCAAACCGUAACCAUUUGGAUCGCAAAAAUGCCAGCAUCCCCCUCGCCUUACUCGAUCGAUGUCCCCGAUGAAGUGCUUGCUCGCUUGCGCCAGAAGUUGUCGGUAGCUAACUUCCCGGAUGAAUUCGAAACCCAUGAUCAAUGGCAAUUUGGAGCGCCACUCGCUCAUGUUAAGAGACUUGCCAAGUACUGGCAGGAUGGAUUCGAUUGGAGAAGGGCUGAGGCAAAGCUCAACAAGCUGCCCAACUACAGGACGCAAAUACCCGUUGAAGGAUUUCGGCCUGUCGAUGUGCACUUUGUGCAUCAAAUGAGCGAAUCGAAGAAUGCUAUUCCUCUGCUCUUCGUUCACGGCUGGCCUGGCUCUUUCUACGAGGCUACCAAACUCUUGCCUCUUUUGAGAUCUUCAUCUCCAGCUUUCCAUGUGGUCGUACCAUCGUUGCCCAACUUCGGUUUCUCUGGGUCCGCCAAAGAGCCGGGCUUUGGAUUUGGUCAGCAUGCCGAAGUAUGCCAUAAGCUCAUGAAGCAGCUUGGUUACGAUGAGUAUGUGACUCAGGGCGGAGACUUGGGCUUUUUUAUCACCCGUGCCAUGGCAUUGCUUUAUCCAGAAUCGUGCAAAGCAAACCAUACGAAUAUGCCUAUGGCUGAAGGCCCACCAACAUUCAGCAAAAACCCGCUGCAGGCGGUACAACACAGCGUCCUCCCAUACAGUGACGCUGAGAAGCGAGGCUUCGAACGAAGCAAAUGGUUUGAGAAAGAGGGCAGCGGCUAUCGCAUACUGCAGGGCACAAAGCCGCAGACCAUUGGAUACGCACUUACCGACUCUCCCGUAGCGCUGCUCGCAUGGAUCUACGAGAAGCUUCAUGACUGGACCGACUCUUAUCUGUGGACCGACGAUGAAAUCCUUACGUGGGUUAGCAUCUAUUGGUUCUCCACCGCCGGUCCUGGUGCAAGCGUCAGAAUCUACUAUGAAGCUGCGCACGACAAUAAGCUCAGUCGGGAGUUAUUUAGCCAGUGGAUUCCUCAAGUGCCACUGGGGGUGGCACAUUUCCCGAAGGAAUUGCGGGUGCAGCCGAAGACCUGGGCACGCACUCUUGGACCGGUCGUCUACGAAAGCGAACACCAAGACGGUGGUCAUUUUGCUGCAUGGGAAAGGCCGAACACGAUUGCGUACGAUCUGAUAAAGAUGAUGGCCAAGGACGGCCCUUGCUACAAAGUCGUGCAUGGCCGGAGUGGUUAUGAUAGCUCCGGAGCUCGUGCAAAGCUGUGAAAGGGGCAUCCGAUGUUGGUUGUAGUUGACGUUGGCCAAUGGACGGCGUUGAGUACCUCGUUUGGAGAUGCAGGUUGCGCUAGUGGGGCGCUCCUGCCAUCUCUUUGACUUGCACAUCACGUCCAAUCUACUAUACUUCCAACGAAAGUCUCGUUUGGAGCUUUUGAAAACUUAACUUCACUUCAC